This is a messenger RNA of Cuculus canorus (common cuckoo), 1500 nucleotides long. RefSeq names its product cholecystokinin (gene CCK). Gene Ontology annotation, biological process: digestion. The record is from RefSeq and is a predicted model, not a curated record. Gene Ontology annotation, cellular component: extracellular region; axon. NCBI's taxonomy places the organism in Eukaryota, Metazoa, Chordata, Aves, Cuculiformes, Cuculidae. Bases 15 to 722 code for a protein of 235 amino acids. Gene Ontology annotation, molecular function: neuropeptide hormone activity. The transcript is spliced from 3 exons.
UUGGGGACACCCACAUGGAAGGUUUCCCCAUCCCCAGUUUUCGGAGAGAGGAGUGUAAAUCAUCCUCGUUUUUCAAGGACCGCUUCACCUUCCUGAGCGGAGCCGAACGGAGAGGGGGAGACUGUUGGUGCUUGUGCCCCUCGGGUUCAGGUCGCAGGAUGCUGCAGGGAGAGGAAUUCGAAAGCUCCGACUUCACACCUCCCACUACCCACCAGCAAGGUCAGGCCGAGCCCUCCCUGAGCAGCAGGAGCCACCCGAGAGGCUCCCGCGAGCGGGAGCUCCACCAGAACCCCCUCACCGUGGUAUCGGGGCGGGUGCGGGAGUUGGCAAUGUACAGCGGUAUAUGCAUAUGCGUGUUCCUCGCUGUGCUCUCAGCAAGCUCUUUCGGACAGCAAAGUGUGGGCUCACAGAAUGGGAAUCCACUGGCUGCUGAGCUUGAGCAGAGCUUGACAGAACAUCACCAGCAUAUCCGUGCCCCUUCGUCUGCCGGCUCGCUGAAAUCUGUGCCGCGCCUGGAUGGAAGCAUUGACCAGAGAGCUAACAUCGGCGCUUUACUGGCCAAGUAUCUCCAGCAAGCCAGAAAAGGUCCCACUGGAAGGCUCUCAGUCAUGGGAAACAAGGUACAGAGCAUUGAUCCUACACACAGGAUAAAUGACAGAGACUACAUGGGCUGGAUGGAUUUUGGACGCCGCAGUGCUGAAGAAUAUGAAUACUCUUCCUAAAGAACAGCAAACUAUAGCAACAGGAAAAAAAAAAAAAUCACACUCCCAUGUCUGUACAGAAAGAAAGAAAAUAAUUUGUUGUCCUCUUCGAAUCAGUGUUUUAAAAUGUCAUGUAUUUGAUGUAAAUUUGUCUGUAAGAUUAUACAAUGCAAUAUAUACAUAUGCAGAAUUUUCCAGAAAAAUGUUUUCUUUCUUUUGUGGUUUCUCAUACACUGAUAUUAUAUUAAAAUGAUUUCACUUAUCCCUUCUUGUCCUGUCACCGCAUGUUGCUGGGUGUCUUACUAUAAAUAGAGGCAGGAAAAUGCCUUUAUUCCUCAAUGUAAGUAUAUUCCAUUUGCUGAGAAGUCAAGCAAAUGAACCACUCUCUUGAGAGAUGGUGUUACAGUCCUGGUAGCUGUGGACUUUAAGGGGAACUUCUCCAGGUGUAAACACAGUAGCACAAUACUGUCAGAGAAGGCCAGCUACCUUCACGGUCACCCAAUUUGUUGAGGGACGAGUUAUACACCAAGCCCACGUGUUCAUAGUGAAAAGUCAACAGUGCUAAAAUUAGAAGAAAAAGAGGAACGGCACCAACACGUUUCACCUUCCUGGUCUAUUUAUUUUAUGUCAUGAAUUAAAUGUGGAAGUUCUGCUGGCGGCUGCAAAGCAUGGAAUAAACUGAGCAUUCCUUGCCAUGUGGUGAGCCAAGCGUUCAUUUGGGGUGGGGGCAAGGAAAGUUCCCUGAAUGAAGAAGAUGACCCUAAGUGGGAGGAGGCGGCAGCAUCGGAGCAGUCUAGUC